GGCCAAUCUCUCACGAGAUCAUACUUGAGGCCGGCGCCGUGCCACCGAAAGGAUGCAUUUAUCGCAUGUCCGAGGAGGAGCUCACGGUUCUUCGUGCGCAACUCGAGGAUCUACUCAACAAGGGUUGGAUCCGCCCUAGCAGCUCACCUUACGGUGCGCCCGUUCUCUUCGUUCGGAAGAAGAACAAGGACCUUCGACUUUGCAUUGACUACCGACGCCUCAACGCGCAAACCAUCRAGAACGMGGGGCCUCURCCUYGCAYURACGAUUUGCUUGAGCGGUUGGGCGGCGCCAAGUACUUUUCGAAGUUGGACCUCAAGUCGGGCUACCAUCAGAUUUCCAUCCGCCCGCAAGAUCGGUACAAAACCACGUCUAAGACGCGAUAUGGGCAUUUUGAGUGGGUAGUUAUGCCUUUUGGCAUCACCAAUGCCCCGGCCACCUUUCAGGCGGCCAUGACCACCGAGUUUCGCGCUAUGUUGGACCGCUUCGUUUUGGUCUACUUAGACGACAUCCUCGUCUAUAGCCUAACUCUAGAGGAGCAUCUCGAGCACCUUCGCCGUGUUCUAGAAACUCUUCGGUCAGCCCGAUACAAAGCUAACCGCGACAAAUGCGAGUUUGUCCGGCAAGAGCUUGAAUACUUGGGUCAUUUUGUCUCUCCGGAAGGCAUUCGUCCGUUGGCGGACAAGAUUCAAGCCAUCCAGGAGUGGCCCGAGCCGAAGAAUGUGACGUACGUCCGAUCCUUCCUCGGCUUGGCCGGUUAUUAUCAGCGCUUCAUCAAGGGUUACUCGAAGAUCGCGGCCAACCUAAGCAAGUCACAAAGCGAGGAGCGACCUUUUGACUUCGACGACAACGCGCGCCAUUCUUUUGAGACACUCAAAGCGGCACUCUUGUCCGCCGAGGUGUUACAUAUUUACGACCCGCUUCUAGCUACGCGCGUCACUAUCGAUGCGUCGGGCUAUGGCAUUGGGGCCGUCCUUGAGCAGCACGAUGGCACGGACUGGCACCCGGUCGAGUACUUUAGCAAGAAAGUACCUCCCGUGCAUUCGAUCGACGACGCACGGAAGAAGGAGCUUCUUGCCUUCGUCCACGCCCUCAAGCGUUGGCGACAUUUCCUCCUUGGUCGGAAAGCAUUCCGAUGGGUAACGGAUAACAAUCCGUCGGUAUUCUACAAGUCGCAAGACACGAUUAACAGUACCAUUGCCCGUUGGAUGGCUUUCAUCGACCAGUUUGACUUUUUCCCCGAUCACAUUCCCGGGAAGUCAAACCGUUUUGCGGACGCCCUCUCACGGCGACCGGAUCUUUGCACCGCAGUCUACUCUACCUUCAAGAUCAACGACGACUUGCGGGAGAGCUUCAUCCGCGGCUAUCAAGCCGAUCCCCACUUUCGCGAAAACCGUCUGCUGAGCACUCUUCCUGCCCCCCAGCAUCAUCAUGGCCCCUCUGCCGGCGCAAUCGAUCCGUUUCUUCUCCCUUCAAGGGACCGUGAUGUCCGCUCCAUGGUGUUGGCCAUGCGGCAACCGGCAUCAGGGGGUGGGCAGGAUGGAGGAGUGCUUGCGAGAGGAAGAGGCACCAGUGCUGGUGUUGUUGAGCUGACCAAAGGUUCAAACAGAGUGUUGCCUCUGACUAUGGAUGGCGAAGGUAACAUACGGUAUGAUGCGAUUGUCCGUCAGAAUGAGAAUGCUGUGAAGACGGUCUUCACGCAGCAUUCGGACCUUGUUCCGAAGAUACAAGACCAGACGGAUGAAGAUCUGCAGCGCCCUGAUGCGGAGGUGGUGUCAGAGACGACCCAGCGCACAAAGCUCGCUCUGGAGAAGCUUGUGAAUGCGAAGAUAAGCGCUGCACAGCCCAGUCAUCCCGUGGGCAUACCUGGAGCGCCGACCUAUAUCAAGUAUACGCCCUCUCAGCAAGGUGCUGCGUUCAAUUCCGGUGCGAAGGAGCGGAUUAUUCGGCUCGUAGAGAUGCCGAAAGAUCCACUCGAACCGCCAAAGUUCAAGCACAAGCGCGUUCCGAAAGCGUCGGGCUCCCCACCUGUGCCAGUCAUGCACUCCCCUCCUAGGCCUGUUACAGUCAAGGACCAGCAGGAUUGGAAGAUUCCUCCUUGUAUUUCCAAUUGGAAAAAUCCCAAGGGGUAUACAAUCCCUUUGGAUAAGAGGCUUGCAGCGGAUGGUCGGGGUCUUCAGGAGGUGCAGAUCAACGACAACUUUGCGAAGCUGUCCGAAGCGUUGUAUGUGGCGGAACAGAAGGCCAGAGAGGCUGUGGAGAUGCGAUCGAAGAUUCAGAGAGAUAUUAUGUUGAAGGACAAGGAGAAGAAGGAGCAGCAGCUCAGGCAGCUUGCGGAGAGGGCGCGUUUGGAGCGAGCAGGAGGAGCGGGUGGUGGCGGGCCUGCUGCAGGUGCAGGUGCAGCUGCUGCUGCUGCUGCUGCAGCAUUUGGCGGAUCGGGGGCCAUGAUGUCUGGCAGGGAGGUUGGGCCUACUACAACCGUGGCCGAUGGGCAAUCUGGGCUGUCGAGAGGUGGUGGCAUGAUGAUGGAGAUGGAUGCGCGAGACAGGGGAAUGGAGACGAAAGAGGAGAGGGAGGAACGGAUUCGCAGAGAUUCUCUUCGAGAGGAGAGGAAACGCGAAAGGGAGAGGGAGAGGCGGCAGGAGGCAAAAGAAGGUGGCAAGAGAAGCAAGAUCACACGUGAUCGUGACCGCGAUAUCAGCGAGAAAGUGGCGCUUGGACAGGUGGCAGUGGGGAAUGGUGGGCAGGUCGAGUACGACCAGAGGCUUUUCAAUCAAGACCAGGGCAUGGACUCAGGCUUCGCAACAGACGACCAAUACAAUGUGUAUGACAAAGGGCUGUUUGCUAGAGCUCAUCCUAGUGCAGGUGGCCUCUACAGGCCUAACAAGGACGCGGACGGUGAAGCGUAUGGCGGUGAACAGCUUGAAACAGCCUUGAAAACAGACAGGUUCAGGCCAGACAAGGGCUUUGCUGGGGCACGGGAGAUGACUGGAGCCAGGGAGCAGCCUGUGGAAUUCGAACGCAAUGUGGAAGAGGCAGAUCCGUUCGGUCUUGAUCAGUUCUUGGUUGAAGUGAAGAAGGGGAAGAAAGCUCUGGACAAGAUAGGAACAACUGGGGCAUUGAGGGCCGGUGGAGGUGCCGGCACAAGGGAAACCUACGAAGGAGGUUCGAGUCGAACCCGCGUUGAUUUUCAGCGUGGGCGCUAGGAACCUGGUCUUGGUGUCUGGUUGCCUGUGUUUGCUUUUCAUUUUACGCUGGUUCUCUGCAGAAUUGUGUACAGAUGGAUACCCAGCUGGAAUGUAGAGAGAAUUAAUAACCCGGGAUGCGUCUGUCGCUUGCUGAUGUCCCUUCAGCUGCGGCACUGCCAAUGACGGGUAAGAUGGCUGUCGAUUCCAUCUAUGGCACUGCCGUUUACUGGUAAGAUGGUUGUCAAAAUGUCAAUGCCAUAUACUUUUAACUCCCCAACAAGCAGGAGCGGUGAUGGCAGUAGCGAAUCGUAGGGCUAUGUGUGGAACCCUGGAGGGAUGGAGACUUGCGGGACGGGUUGGUGCAUCCUUUAUGGAGUUCGAGUAUGCGGUCCUCACAGUUUUAUGCUCUUCAGGCGCAACUUCCUCAUGGGCAGUACUAUGUGGGCUACAAGCGAUGAGCGUGCGUGUUGCUGCAGUUACGAGUCCCCUUCCCUCCCACUCACCAUCCUGGUGCAUGUCUCCCCCCUCGCCCUCCUCUGCCUCCCCCAGUCCUCUCACCUCCUGGUGCAUGGUCGUGAAUUGCAAUCCUGCUUCUUGGUUCGACCAAGGCAAGAAGAGAGAGGAUGGAGCUUCGGUUGUUCAAGCCGGCACUGGAUUGGGUAACCAGUCUGUCCUCAGUAUGUGUGACAGUAUCUGAUGGCCAUGGGAGCAAAGGACUGAAGCGAGAAAGUUCAUAUCAGCGGAGAGGUUUGGCCGCAAUGCUGUAGCGUGCGUGGUGGGUGGAUUGUUGCUCUGAAUGCGCUACUGCUGUAAACUCGGGGACGUGUUGCAGCAAUUGACCGAGCGGAUGUUGCCGCCCUUCAUUACCUCUUUGUGGAGAAAGGAGAGCAACAGGCCCAGCUUUGUUGGUACAGCCAUGAAACUUUGGAAAUACAGACCUGAGUUCGAAUCCAGAUGGAACUAGAAGGAAACUGGAUUCCAUGAUGUCCUAGCAUGAACUGCUUCGGACUCAGCAUAAGAUGAGUAUGCAGGCUUCCCUACGCCACCUGAUCCAUUUGUUGUGCCUGUGUGAAGGGGUGUUGAGCAUUCUUUGUGUUCGUUCCAUCAGUGCCUCAUUAGGUGUGACCGACCAGCAUGAACUGCUUUGGAAUUACUACUCCCUUGCGAGCACACAACUGCCACUCCUGCUGUCCCUUCUUCUGCCUUAUAAAAAAAAGGGGCACCUUGAAUGUUCUUCAUGCUUGUCCCGUCAGAGCCUAGUUGGCCUGUUGGUCUCCUUGUUGAGAGUUUACUUAGGCCUAGUUAGUAUAUCCUUGAGAGUUUUCAUUUAGGCUGAUAUGAUUUGGUAUGUGCGAGAGAUCCUGCCCACCAGUACUCGAGAAAGGUGCACCGUAUAUGGACAAAUCUGGUGCGGGAAGGACUGCGCCUGGUUAAAUUCAGAGGUGUGCAGAGACCUGCUGAGGACGAAGGGGAAAGGUUGCAAGCAAUGUAGGUUCAAGAUUUGUUUCCGCUCCAGUAGACUGACAUUCUUUCAAACAUGAACUAAAACUCCCACCCUUUGGUCCCCUUCUUGUGCCUGAUGGAAGGGGCACCUUGGUUAAAUUCAGAGGCCCACAGAGGCCCGCUGAGGAUGAAGGGGAAAGGUCCCAAGCUCUGGUUAAAUUCAGGGGCGCGCAGAGGCCCGUUGAGGACGGAGGGGAAAGGUCCCGACUGACUUAUGGCUGCAUAACUCGCACCCUCCACUCCCCUUCUUUUGCCUGAUUGAGGGGGCACCUUGAGUGUUAUUUGCGCGCAGAGGCUUGCUUGCAUUAUUCCAUCGCAUCACAAUUGGCGUAGUUAGCGUCCUUGGGAGUUUGUGUAGUUUCUAGGGUGGCCAGACUCAGCGGAACUACUGCUCCUCUGGUGCACCAGUUUUCUUUUGUCUUCAGCAGUAUUCACCUGCAGCUUUGGCUGUUGAUUUCACUUAUUUGCUCUGCUUGCUCUGCUUUUUAAGAUGGCUAAAUGAAUGUUGGCCCAUGCUGCCUAUACCCAUAAAGCCAAUCAGUAUAUAUUUUUAAGGUUUUUUUUUUUUUUUUAAACAAGUUCUUUCCAUGUCUCCAAGGUCUUAGGCCUUGUCUUGCUGUUUUUCGGCAGAAGCAAGUGUUGUCCUCCCCUCCCCCCCCCCUCCCCCCCCAACCGGCGGGUGUUUGUUUACCCAAAAUCGCAGAAUUUCUGUUGGCUAGCCUGCUCAGUGGUCGCCUUGCUUUCUGGUGGGUGGCUGAAUGUGUUACUGAUCAUGAUGCCAAUUUUCAGAAGCAAGCUUGCAAGUACUUAUUGAAUAUACAGACUUCGCAUAUGGCAAGAAGCACUUGAAGCCGUGCUUGAGCUCCUGUGAGAGCAGCAAUGGGAGUAGUUUUUGAAUAUCCACGUAUACAUGAGCCAUGCCAUGACACAAGAAAGAGGGCAAGAGUGAUCCGUGCGGGGUUUGUUAUGUGACGCAUUGAGACGGGCUAUGACAGGAUGCGCAGAAGGUGAAUGUGAGCGGGUUGGAAUUGCCGCAGAACUCUGAAGAAAAAAGUUUAUCCUAAAGCUUGUGACGUAUCGAGAGAAGGCCGGCGAUCGGAUCCCUGCAGGGAUUCUGCUAGUGGGCGACCUUCGUGCAGCAGGGGGGCUUUAUGUGCCUUCUUCUAGUGGGUGACAUUCAUCCAUUCAUGUUGUAAAGGAGCGGGGAGGGGGGAGGCGGCCAAUGGCUUAUGUAAUUUCUUUCUCAGCUCUUGAAAUACUGUACAGGUGUAGUGUUUCUCUUGGAACCCGCUUGCCAUUACGGCAGUAGACUGCCAAUGGUUGUUCGCUCAUUGUGAGUCAGGUUCUGUAUCUCUGUGAACAAAGUGAUAAUGUGCUACAUAUGAGUCGUUUCCUUCAUUUGUUCGUAAUCCCAACUCAUCUCGCUAUUGAAACAGAGUGGCUGGCAUACUGACGGUUCAGAGAGUGAAUGAUCAUGUUAAUCAAGACAAACGACACUU
Messenger RNA from Chara braunii, 6190 nucleotides. NCBI's taxonomy places the organism in Eukaryota, Viridiplantae, Streptophyta, Charophyceae, Charales, Characeae. The record is from the annotation of a GenBank genome assembly.